GAGUUUCCCAAACCGCUUUACCUUUCCUUGUCCGUAUUGCAGCGAGAAAAAUUUUGAUCAAGAAGGAUUAGUUGAACACUGCAAAACAUUCCACAGCAUGGAUACGAAACAAGUGGUUUGCCCAAUUUGUGCCUCAAUGCCUUGGGGAGAUCCAAAUUACAGGAGUGCUAACUUCAUGGAGCACCUUCAAAGACGACAUCGCUUUUCAUAUGAUACUUUUGUGGAUUAUGAUGCAGAUGAAGAUGAUAUGAUGGCACAGGUUUUGAUGCGUUCUUUGCGGGAUAAAUGA
Cariama cristata (Red-legged seriema) is the source of this 289-nucleotide messenger RNA. RefSeq names its product E3 ubiquitin-protein ligase RNF114-like. Gene Ontology annotation, biological process: protein polyubiquitination; ubiquitin-dependent protein catabolic process. The annotation marks the transcript as partial. The transcript is spliced from 3 exons. Lineage: Eukaryota; Metazoa; Chordata; Aves; Cariamiformes; Cariamidae. The record is from RefSeq and is a predicted model, not a curated record. Gene Ontology annotation, molecular function: ubiquitin protein ligase activity.